UGAAACCCUACUUGUGAUUCGUCCAAAGUAGACCAAAGCCCCGGUGAGCCGAAUGGAGUGCGAGAUGUGAUCCCGGUUCAUGCUCAGAGCCUCAUUUCCAGUAAGCUUACAACGGAACACCCCAAUCUAUUUCCAUUGUGUUUAAAUCACCAGGAUGACUGGCAUGGUGCUGGGAGUGGGUGCUGGCGUGUUCCUCCUUGCUCUGAUCUGGGUGUUGGUGCUGCUGCUGUGUGUGCUGUUAUCCAGAGCCUCUGGGAUAGCUAGGUUCUCCAUCGUCUUCGUCUUCCUGGGUGCUCUGAUCAUUACUGCGGUUCUAUUACUUUUCCCUCGAGCCAGUGAAUUCCCAGCCCCAGAGGUGGAAAUGAAGAUUGUGGAUGCCUUUUUCAUUGGCCGCUAUGUCCUGCUGGCUUUCCUCAGUGCUGUCUUUCUCGGAGGCCUCUUCUUGGUUCUUACUCAACAUAUGCUGGAACCAAUCUAUGCCAAACCACUGCGGUCCUGCUGAGUGCGGUACUGGAAACAUGGGAUGCUUUUAUGUCCGGGAUGAGCACAGAAGCACGCUCCGGAGCCUUGAUGACAGCCUUCAUGUGUUCAAACCAGCGGAGUGUCUGUCUGUCACUAAGACAAAGCCCUUGAGCCCCGCCUUUCAGAAACUCAGCAGCAAAGCAGACUCUGUGGGCGGA
Microtus ochrogaster (prairie vole) is the source of this 680-nucleotide messenger RNA. It is a transcript of the gene Tmem218, whose product is annotated as transmembrane protein 218. NCBI's taxonomy places the organism in Eukaryota, Metazoa, Chordata, Mammalia, Rodentia, Cricetidae. The record is from RefSeq and is a predicted model, not a curated record.